Pomacea canaliculata is the source of this 2450-nucleotide messenger RNA. Its product is annotated as DNA damage-regulated autophagy modulator protein 2-like. NCBI's taxonomy places the organism in Eukaryota, Metazoa, Mollusca, Gastropoda, Architaenioglossa, Ampullariidae. The coding region runs from base 327 to 1100 and encodes 257 amino acids. The record is from RefSeq and is a predicted model, not a curated record. The transcript has 7 exons.
GAUAAAUGAUGUUAAAUUAUACUCUGCUUGGCCGGAAGACAAGAUUGCCGUGAUGCGCGUCCACGUGAUCAAUUCAACAAAUGGUAGCUGCACUAGGGGCUGUUGAUAGAGUUAUAUACAAGACAGAACGCAGCAUAAUAUUCCGGGAAAAGGAAUGACUGUGAGCAGCAAAUAUAGUAUGCGACGAGCCCUAUACCCCUUGUGCAUAUUAUUAGCACUCGACACAACACAAACGAGACAACAGCUCAAAAUAAAAGCAUAUCAGAGGACGGGAGAGAACAAAAGUGAGGCAGUGGCACUGAAGUGGCACCAUCGCAACUAAAACGAUGUCAUACCUAGGCUGUCUGCCUAUUUUCCUGGUUAUUGUUGCCUCUGGAACUUUCUGCCUAGCAUAUAUCAUUGCAGUUGUUCGUGGGGAUGUUUCUGCAGCUUUCCCUUACAUCAGUGACACAGGUGCUGAGGUUCCUGAAAGCUGCAUCUUUGGACAGUUCUUGAAUAUUGCAUCUUUUCUGGCGUUCUGCACCAUAUAUGUACGAUAUAAGGCUGUGAAGGCAUUGGCUGGUGAAGAGGACACCUGGCUGAGACGCACAAACAAGAUAAGUGCAGGACUUGGCUUCUUGUCUGCUUUUGGCUGCUCCAUUGUGGCCAACUUUCAGGAACAUACAGUGGUAGAAAUUGUGCACAUCAUUGGAGCAGGCUUCACCUUCAUUGGUGGAGUCGUCUACUGCUUUCUGCAGACUGCAAUGUCUUACCAUAUGUACCCAGACUACAAUGGCUUGCUUAUCUGUCGAGUUCGCCUCUUCGUCUGUAUGCUGGCGUUUGGUAGUCUCAUUUCUACAAUCGCCUCAGCAGCAGUAGCACUGACUCAGUACAAAGUUAAAGACAGAUUUCACUGGAAUCCAGAUGAACCAGGCUAUAGCGCACAUGUGGUGAGCACUGUCAGUGAAUGGCUCACAGCCUUGACCUUCCUUGGCUACUUUUUCACAUUCGUCCAAGAGUUUCGCAAAUUUGAUCUUGAGAUCAAUACACGGCCUCUUGUGAGGCAUCUUGAUGAAGAUCCAUUCGAGGGAACAAACGAACGAACAAGAUUGCUUGCCUGAAAGGAAGUAGAGCACUGCAUGCACUAUACUUUUGUUUUGGUGCAUGUGCAUGUGGGGUUUUUAGGGGGGUGCGGUUGAAGGCGGCUCACAAAAAAAAAAAAAAACCCAAAUAAGUAAAGGCUGUGAAAUGAUUCAAGUAUAUGCUGUUUUUAAAGGGAUUAAUCAUGAGAGUAUUUGGUCCUUUAUUCAUCAGUUCAGACUACAGUCUUUCUUCAUGUGAUCACAAUUUUUAAGGAAAACAUCCAGGCAAGCUUCAUCACAGUCAUUAUCCACAAUUUCUGACUGGCAAGGCUGUCAUCAGGCAACACAUGCUGCACUCUUGUCUUUGUCCAUGUCUAGAAAUAUGUACUGCAACAGAUGGUAGAAUUCUUUUUUGAUUCUCUCACUCAGGGUCAAAUAGAAUGAACAUCAACACUCCUCACAUUUAAAGAAACAAAAGCAUUACUUACACACACUCCUCAUUGUUCAGGAAAAGACUCUGUGCAUACACCACACGAACCAUUUUCUGCAAAUAACAAGAGACUCUUGAUGCCACCUUUGAACUAACGACUUCGUAACCAGACAAACAUGGACCAACAUUUGACAAAGUAUUUUACUUUAUGGUUUAAUAAAAAUAUUUCUUCAGUAAAGAAAAGCACCACACAACUUAUGAUCACAUGUAAAACGGAUGAAGAACUAUUUGCAAUGAUAAUGUAAAAAAAUUUUUUAUAACGGUGUAAACAGGGCUCUUGACCCUCCCCAACUGCAGAUUCCCAAGGUUUAAGUUCGGUCUAUUGUUAGCCAGGCCAACUGCUUAGCAUGAUCAUGAUUUCAACAAAGUGAUUUGCAGGUGGGCUGAGAAGAGUAAAUUCUACGAGCAAAUUGCAAGUAAUCAGGACUAUCAGAAUUAUUCAGUCAGGGGCUGUGAAAGAACUUCUUUCUCUGGAUAGCUGGGGUAGCACACAGAAAUAAAUGCUUUGAAAAAAUGUCCUAGUGAAACAACAGCACCUAAGAUGUAAGUUCUUAGUGUGCACUUGUAAGCACAAGUAAGCACAACUUCCUGGAAAAAAAAACAGGACAAUAUUCCAAUCGCUAUUUCUUCACUGCAAGAGGUAUAAUCAAAAGGAACUAUGUUAUGCUGGAAGCAUUUAAUACAGAGGGAUAAUCCACAAAUCUCUUCACCGUUGUGGGCCUCCGGUGCAAUUCUGUGUCACCCCAAAUGACGUGCUCAAAAGUCAUGAAGCAAGCACAAAAAACUUGCAUUGCAAAAAAGACAAGUUUAUUAAUGUAUACAUAUAUGUGUGUGUGUAUUAAUAUUCUGACUACAUUUGUAUAUUUUGUUUUGAAAAAAAAUAAUGUUUUCAUCUAUCA